UCUAAUAUCAGUGUCUCUGAAUCUAAGCAGUUCAAAACCUUCAAACCAAGGCACACUGAGAUAGAAAGAAGAAAAAUAAAAUGGUACAGGUGAUUCCCACACACAUAAAAGAUGUCUAGGACACAUGGAACAUCAGAGGAUUGGUAAUACUCAGCCUCUCGAUUCAGACAGUUCUCAUCAUCUUUGCUCCAUUGAGGAAACGAACACCCAACAGUUUCCUGGUUAUGGUCCUGUGGCUGUCUUAUCUCUUAGCAGAUUGGUCUGCAAACUUUGCAAUCGGUCUCAUCGCUAAGAACCAAGGGAAAGAAUUAAAACCCGAAGAUCCUCCUCAAGACCAGAAGCUCAUGGCUUUGUGGGCACCGUUCCUGCUCCUGCAUCUUGGUGGACCAGACACUAUCACUGCAUAUUCUCUCGAGGACAAUGCGCUUUGGCACAGACACUUCCUCGGCCUUGCUCUACAGGCUAUUGCAGGUGCAUAUGUGGUUAUCCAGUCUUUACCUAAUACUCUUUGGUUGAUCAUAAUGCUUCUGUUCAUUGCUGGGACCUUUAAGUAUCUCGAAAGGACGAUUGCGAUGUACCUCGCGAGCUCGGACAAGUUCAGGGGCUCAAUCAUCAAGGUGUCUGGUUCGGAUUUUGAUGAAAGAAACCGCCCAGAGUAUGCUAGACAAAAUAGACCACUAAGAAUAACUAAGCCUAUUAGAGAUUUGACACACCUGGACAGUCUUCAGUUUGCUUUUUGGUUCUUCAACAACUUCAAAAGUCUAAUGGUCAACAACAUCUUUAGCUUUGAGCAGCGGUACGAGAGCAGGGAAUUCUUCAGUACAUUGAAACCCGAAGAAGCUUUGAGGAUUCUAGAGGUGGAGCUCGGUUUUAUCUAUGAAGGCUUAUACACAAAAGUUCGGGUUCUUCAUAGUUGGGUUGGGGCUGUGACUCGGACCAUAGGCUUGGGAUCUCUUCUGUCAGCUUUUUUCAUCUUUCAUUUUAGACACAAGAAGAUCAACGAGUUUCAUGGAGCAGAUAUAGUGAUCACCUACACUUUGUUCUUAAUUGGAAUAGCUCUGGAUCUAACAGCACUCCUCAUGGCCAUACCCUCAGACUGGACAUUUGCUGUAAUCAGUAGGCUAAACGAAGACGAGGCAGACAGUGGCUCACGGAUAGACCCUGCACUCAACUGGUUCCUCGGUUUAAAGAAGCUGCGCUGGAAGAAGCAAAACUGCUGUGAGGGAACAGUCGAGCAUGAGGUGCUGAACACGCCGUUUCUACUCCAAAGAUGGGCAGGAAGCAUCAAGACGUUCAACUUCAUUGCGUACUCUGUCAAAACAGAUGUAGAGAGGAUCCAUGACACCAAGGAAAGAACUCGUUGGCGUGUAUGGAAGGCAAUACUUCUCCCUUCCAUCAGUACCUUCAGGAAACUGUGCGCAGGUAUCGCCAUUUUGAUUCAGUAUAUCAAAGAUGUCAUGAAUCAGUGGUCUGGAAAAUAUCCGGUAGCUCAUUAUGUUAUUGAAUUCUGGUUCAUAGUACCUCGUUUUUUCACAUUUAUUGGCAACAAAGCCACCAUCUUACUCGGCAUCAAUGAUCUCCUCGAUGAGAUGACUCUGACAAGAUCUGUACACAGUGAGCCUUUGACAAAACAGCUGUGGAAGUUCAUAUUCACUCAGCUGCAAGACAGACUCAAGCGUCCAGCCAAAGCAAAAGCCGGAUGGAAAGGAUGGGCUUCUGGCAACACCGAGUUAGAAAUGGCUGAUUUAGAACGAUUGCUGCCUUAUAUAAAAGAUGUUGAUUACGACCGUAGCCUUAUGCUGUGGCACAUAGCAACUGAGCUGUGUUACCAAGAGGAAGCAUCCGCUAAAGAAAUCUGUUAGGACCGUGAGUUCAGCAAAAUCAUCUCAGACUACAUGAUGUAUCUCUUGAUUAUGCAGCCCAAGCUGAUGUCAGAGGUUGCAGGGAUGGGGCAGAUCAGGUUUAUAGACACAUUGGCUGAAGCUGAAAGGUUCUUCAAGAGGCGGCGAAUUGAGAACUCGAGGGAUGUGAGAACAGCUUGCGAUCACAUACUUAAUGUCAAGAUAGAGAUUCAUCCAAGGGAUGUCAAAGGAAAUCAAAGCAAGUCUGUGUUGUUCGAGGCAAGGGCACUGGCGAAAGAACUCAAUAAGGUAACGUAUCUAGACGAAAACAAGUGGACAGUAGUGAGCCGAGUGUGGAUGGAGUUGCUGUCCUACGCAGCAAGCAAUUGCGACGCUACGGCGCGUAUGGAGCAGCUUAGCAAAGGAGGAGAGCUGAUCAACUUUGUUUGGCUAGAAAUGGCUCACCUCGGACUUGGAGAUUAGGUGGCAUCCUCUUCAGCAAAAGAGACCACACUAGUUUUAAGGUAACUAAUUACAAGUGUCAACUGUUGUUUCUGUUUUGGUUACUUUGUGAACAACCUGAGCUAUCUCUGAUGUCUUUCGUUAGCAAGUGUGCCUGCAAACA
This is a messenger RNA of Brassica oleracea var. oleracea, 2466 nucleotides long. RefSeq lists its product as uncharacterized. Lineage: Eukaryota; Viridiplantae; Streptophyta; Magnoliopsida; Brassicales; Brassicaceae. The record is from RefSeq and is a predicted model, not a curated record. The transcript has a single exon.